CGCUGUCACAUGACCACAUCUUCGGCCGGGUACUUCCUGUACCUAGAUUUCUUCUCCCCUUCUGGUGAAAAUAACGGUUCUCUUCUGCUUUUGGGCGACGUAACGCAUCCAGGAAUCUGAUACGGAUAUAAAACCCACUCCUAUCGACCCGGGGUGGUGUAACUUGACGCGUUUUCCACCUGUUUGUUGUGUGAGGAUGUUCUCCGGAGAGGGGCGGGUGGACUGUUGACUGUACAAGCCGACAUCCUUUCGUUUUCAGAGGCAAACGCAGUAUUUGACAAGCUACAAAGGAGCUCCAUUUCCAUUCUAGAAGCCACCUAGUAUUUAGAAAAAGUGGUGGCAGCUUCAUAUUAGCGGCGUUUUACUCCAAACAACGACAGCUUCAUUCUAAUGUCAAAAUAUACCAGCUUUCCAGAGCCCAUGGAUGACCACAACCCGUUCCAGGACCCUGCCGUGACCCAGCACAGCAGCAACACAGGAUACGCCACACUGGACCUGUACAACCCAUUUGAUAACACCACCGGGCCUCCGCCUCCAUAUGAAGCCACCUCUCCGUCAGCCCCACCUGUGCCUGCUCAGACUCCACCCAGCAGGACAACGCCCACUGAACCUCGCAACUAUGGCUCCUACAACACUCAGACUGCUGUGAAUGCCACCACAGCAGAGCUCCUGAAGAAGCAGGAGGAGCUGGAGAAGAAGGCCCGGGAGCUGGAGAGGAGAGAACGGGAGCUGGAGUCACAUAGCCUCGGACCUGGAGCCUCUCGCCAGAAUAACUGGCCUCCGCUGCCGUCAUUCUGUCCUGUGGGCCCCUGCUUCUACCAGGACAUCAAUGUGGAGAUCAGCCAGCGUUUCCAGCGCACUGUCACCUUUAUGUAUUACUUCUGGAUGUUCUGUACUUGCAACCUGUUCCUCAACCUGAUCUCCUCGCUGGCCCGGUUUUGUGUGGAUCCCUCUGGUGGAGUUGGUCUGGGCCUCGCUAUCCUCUGGGCUCUCCUCUUCACCCCCUGCUCCUUUGUCUGUUGGUACCGACCUGUAUACAAAGCCUUCAGGAGUGACAGCUCCUUCAACUUCUUCGUCUUCUUCUUUGUGUUUUUUGCCCAAGCGGUCGUCUUUGUGAUCAUGACCAUCGGUAUCCCUGGAUGGGGUUUCAGUGGAUGGAUUGUGAGUCUGGCUGCUCUGAAGACCAGUGUCCCCGUUGGUGCCAUUAUGAUGAUAAAUGCCAUCCUCUUCACCGCUCAAACUGCCAUGGGGAUUUUCAUGCUAAAGAAGGUCCACAAUUUGUACAGGCAGACCGAUGCCAGCUUUCAGAAGGCCCAGGCGGAGUUCGCCACCGGAGUCAUGUCCAAUCAGGCUGUGCGCCAGGCCGCUGCCAACGCCGCCUCCAGCGCUGCCUCCAACGCUGCCCAGGGGGCCUUCACCGCACCUCGAUAGAGUGCAACGAAACGGGUUGGGAGGGCAUGAAGUGUGGAGGAGGGGGCCCUUUCAUCCCGAUAAAGGAUCAGAUUGGUAUUUAUUUCCCCACUGGUGAUUAGUAUUUGCAGGUGUGAGCAAACUGAGUCUAUAUAAUUACCCCAAAUGAACUUCAGGUUAUGUGCAUGAGACAGAGGUGGGGGGGGGUCUGUUAUAUAGUAUGCGAAUGUGUACAGGACAAGUUAGCUAAAUUGCCAAACGGAGUCAACGUACCCUAAGUGUUGAUCCAAGGAGCAGGAAGAGAAUGGUAGCAAAGAUUUAUAUGGAAACCUUAAGAUGUUUAAACUGGCUUUGAGAAUCUAGCACAUUUGAAUGCAGGGAAAAUGUUUUUUUAUAUGGAAAAGUUGAGCUAUGUGCCAAGUUGAUCAUACUGGGUCAGUAUUAGCCUGGUUAUUUCCUUUUGUAAUGACUCACGUGGAUGUGCAAUGCUUUUGUGAGCAGGAUGUUUAAGUAUUUGGAUGGAGACAAUACUCACAGAUGUAAACACAGACAUGCCAUUCUAACUUUUGAUCCAUAAAGUAAAGACUUAACUUUAGCUAAGUGUUUUUUUUUCUUGUUUUUUUUUUUUUUUUUUUUUUUUUUUUUUUUUUUGCCAACUAACAAUUGUUUUGUUAAUAUUCCAAAUGAGAAUGCCUAUUAUUAUAUUGUACCUUAUUGCCAAAUCUUCUCAGACUGUAAGUGCUAAAAAUUCUGAACAUGUUUCGGUUAAUAUCUAUGUCACUGUUAUGUUGGUGUUGCUUGUGGUUAUCCUGAAAGGUCACUGUUUUGGUUUUAAUAAAAAUAUAUUGUCAUGCUCUCACA
Molecule: messenger RNA, 2271 nt
Organism: Sphaeramia orbicularis (orbiculate cardinalfish)
Lineage: Eukaryota; Metazoa; Chordata; Actinopteri; Kurtiformes; Apogonidae
Gene: scamp3
Product: secretory carrier membrane protein 3
Exons: 9
Coding region: 391-1431 (346 amino acids)
Biological process (GO): protein transport
Cellular component (GO): recycling endosome membrane; trans-Golgi network membrane
Source: RefSeq, a predicted model, not a curated record